Molecule: messenger RNA, 1344 nt
Organism: Pediculus humanus corporis (human body louse)
Lineage: Eukaryota; Metazoa; Arthropoda; Insecta; Psocodea; Pediculidae
Product: Dolichyl-diphosphooligosaccharide--protein glycosyltransferase 48 kDa subunit precursor, putative
Exons: 4
Coding region: 1-1344 (447 amino acids)
Cellular component (GO): endoplasmic reticulum membrane; oligosaccharyltransferase complex
Source: RefSeq, a predicted model, not a curated record
AUGAUUUACAUUAGCCGGCAUAGUUUUUUAAUUAUUUUUCCAUUAUUAAUUUUAAGUAAUUUAAACAAUUAUUUCGUUUCUUGCGGUGGUCCCACAUUAGUUCUCCUUGAUAAUUUAAACAUUAGAGAAACCCAUUCAAUUUUUUUCAAGUCUCUUCAAGAGAGAGGCUUCACAUUAACAUAUAAAUCAGCAGAUGAUGCAAAUUUAGUUCUUUUCAAGUAUGGGGAAAGUCUUUAUAAGCAUUUAAUUAUAUUUGCUCCAUCUGUGGAAGAAUUUGGUGGAUCACUUUCUGUCGAAUCGGUUUCUGAAUUUAUCGAUAGGGGUGGAAAUGUUCUUAUCGCAGGAAGCUCAAACAGUGGUGAUGCUAUUAGAGAGCUAGCAUCUGAAGUUGGAGUCGAACUUGAUGAAGAUAAAGCUAGCGUGAUUGAUCACAUUAAUUAUGAUGUAUCUGAUCAAGGAAAACAUACCUUAAUAGUUGCUGAUAAGAAAAAUUUAAUUAAAGCUCCCAUUAUUGUCGGAAAUGAUAAUAAAUAUCCUUUGUUGUAUCAAGGAACUGGAAUUGUCGUUGACAAAGAUAAUCCUUUAGUUUUGCAAAUUUUAACCGCUUCCGACACAGCAUAUUCAUAUUCAACUGAAAAUCCAAUUAAAGAAUAUCCUCAUGCGGUUGGUAAAAACACCGUACUUAUAGCCGCUCUUCAAGCGAGAAACAAUGCCAGAGUCAUUGUGUCCGGAUCCCUUUACUUCUUUUCCGACGAAGCGUUCGGUGCGACCGUUGAAAAAAUACACACGGGUAAAAAAUCACCGUCGGGUAAUAAAAACGUUGCCGUCGCACUCAGUCAAUGGGUUUUCAAAGAGCACGGCGUUUUAAGAGUCAAAUCCGUAUCGCACAGUUUGAAAAACGGCAAGAAAACUCCCAACUACACGGUCAUGGACAAAAUAAUAUACAAGAUUGAAAUAGAAACGCUCGAAGGGGAAACGUGGAUUCCGUUCGAAACGAACGACAUACAAUUGGAAUUCGUUCGAAUCGAUCCGUUCGUACGUCAAUUUUUAAUACACAAAUCGAAUGGAAAAUACGAAGCCGAAUUCACCGUUCCCGACGUGUACGGAGUCUAUCAAUUCAAAGUCGAUUAUAAUAGAAUCGGAUACACGAGAUUGUACAGCACGACGCAAGUGAGCGUGAGACCGUUGGAACACAUACAAUACGAAAGAUUCAUUCCGGGAGCUUAUCCUUAUUACAUAAGCGCAUUUAGCAUGAUGUUCGGCGUUUUCAUUUUCAGUUUUGUAUUUUUAUAUUAUAAAGAAGAACCCGCGUCAACAAACAAUAUGAAAAAAAAGGGAGAUUAA